This is a messenger RNA of Salvelinus namaycush (lake trout), 1636 nucleotides long. It is a transcript of the gene tmem150c, whose product is annotated as transmembrane protein 150C. NCBI's taxonomy places the organism in Eukaryota, Metazoa, Chordata, Actinopteri, Salmoniformes, Salmonidae. The transcript has 7 exons. Bases 1 to 744 code for a protein of 247 amino acids. The record is from RefSeq and is a predicted model, not a curated record.
AUGAGGAAGUGCAGUCCCUGGGCGUUUCUCCCUAUCAUGUACUCUCUCUUCACAGCCGCUGGACUCUGGGUUGUGUAUUUUAUAGCUGUUGAAGAUGAGAAGAUAACACCCCUGAGUUCAGAAUACAAGCGAUCUGGAACUAAAUCCCCUCCAUAUAUAAGCAUUGCAGGCAAUGCUCCCCCGGCCAGCUGUGUUUUUAGCCAGGUCAUGAACCUGGCUGCCUUCGUAGGGUUCAUCAUUGGUGUCCUCAGAUACCUGCAGCUGAAGCCCCGGGUCCAUAAACCCUGGCUCAAUAUUGGCAGUCUGGUGGCCCUGUCCCUGGCCUGCUUCGGCAUGACCUUGGUGGGAAACUUCCAGCUGUCAAAUGACGAGGAGCUCCACAACAUUGGGACGUCCAUGACGUUUGGCCUGGGGACGUUGUUCUGCUGGGUGCAAUCUGUCAUCACCCUGAAGGUCAACCUGAAGAACGAGGGCCGGAGGGCGGGCAUCCCACGCUUCCUACUGUCAGGGGCUGUCACCGCCUGCAUGCUGCUCUACUUUGCUCUGAUGGCGCAACGUCUUCACAUGCACGCAGCGCGGGCGCAAUGGGCGCUAGUCAUGUUCUUCCUGGGCUUCCUUGCCACCUUUGCCAUCGAGUUCAGACACUACCACUUCGAGAUUGUCUGCACCGACGACCGCGAUCCGCCUCUUAGCCUGUCAGAAACCUUCUCCGAGGUGUCAGAGUACCAGUCGGACCAGCUAUAGGGCGGUUCCAGAGGACAGAACCAGCUAUAGAGCUUUGGUGUACUACAAAACAGUUAGGUUGCCUGUCGUUGUCAGUUGGGGGUAAUUUACAAAUGAACAUGAUAUUUGUAAGGGUCAAGGGCUCCAGUUUGUCUCUUGUUAGUUACUGAAGAAGAGUUAGUCAAACACUACUGCAUGUCUGCCUGUUUGAACACAAUAAGCUGUGAACGACUGUCUUUCUAGUACUACUGUACCUUGAGGUGAUCUUUCAAAAGCAACAAACUCUUUCCAUGAGCACAAAGAAGGCAUCAUUACCUUUGUCAUCUCAUCAACAGUAAAAGGGAUGUUCGCUAAAAGUUGCUAAAUGGUUUAAUUGAAGAUGGAUGUGCAUGAAGAUGGCUGUUUAUUAUGUAGCUGAGUUGUAGAAGGAUAGAUAACUCAUAUCUCAGAUUGAUAGUGACACUACCCCACUGACCUUCCUUUCAAAUGAAUGCAGCCAAAUCCCUAAUAGAAUGUGUGAUGGGAGUCAUCACCACUCCCAUUUUGAGUCUUCUCAUUCUACCGACAGAGGUGUUCUGCUGCGUUCUCUAUUUCCUGUCCGUCUUGUCUACCUCCCUCUAUUUUCAACCUGAAUUAAGACAGACAACAGUUUGUGAUGAAGCCAAUCUCAGCUUCUCUGUGAAGAUGAGUAGUACAGUAGUAUUAUCAUCCAGGUACAAUGAUGCCAUUUUGAACCAUAUCGCUGUUGCACCCAUUAACCACAAGUCAUGGGAACCCUUUUCAGUGUUCUCUCUAUUUCACAUUUCUUAGUACAACACUAGGCUUUAUCAUUACCAUUCAAGCAUAACUGACAAAUGCAUCUUAGUGUUGUACUGCUGUUUGUUAGAACAUUACAAUUAUAUUUUACAAUAAA